UCAUAGACAUAUUUGAUGACAAAAACAAAUACAUUAUACAGUAAUAAAGCUCUAACGAUACUCCAAAUACAUGUACCAACAAAACUAGGGUGUAUUAUCCACUGCAGUAUGUGUUUGUUCGUAACCUGUAUUGACCCACUUUCUUGCCAUCAGUUUGUUUUCUUUGAUAUAUUAAACAUGCUCAUUAGUACUUGUCAUUUCUUAAAUGUCAAGCACAAGGUUACAAGGAAGUGGCUAUAAAGAAAGAAGACUAACUAGUAAAACAAGUGCUGGCACACUAUUAUGUUGAUAUAAACUGUCCUCAUGACAGAUCGACACAGAUGCAUCAUUAUUCAACAACAUUCUCAGAAGUGAAACCAAAAAACUGCAAAAGAAAAUUGACGAAUCUUGAGAGAGAGAAAAUCAACGAUAGAUCAUAAAUAAUAUGUGAUAUAAAAGUGCUCUGAAACAAAAGAAGACUCAUUGAAUCUCUGUAUAUUUUAGAUUCUAAUCCAGCAGUUGGAGACAUGCAGGUUUCUUGAUUUUAUCUUUGCUGCAAGUUUAAAAUAAAACAUCUCUGAAGCCAAUGGAAGUGACACUGACACCAAAGACUUUGAGAGCCCCAGAAUGGCCGCAAGAGGACCAUCUUUCCAGUUUGAAGGCUUUAGCUGAGAAGUUAAAACUGGAGACCAGAAAGACGUCGUAUCUGGACUGGAGAGCUCAGCUGGAGGUGAUGCUAAACCAGAGCCACAGAGAUGAAAAUAUUAAAAAAACGGAGAAACCACACACAGAAAACACACUGAGGAAUCAAUCAGGACACAUACGAGGGUUUGGAAGUAUUGAUCAAGCGCUGGAGUGGCUCAGGAAAGAGCUGAUAGAGAUGCGUCUUCAGGAUCAGCAGCUCGCACUUCAGCUGAUGCGUUUGCGCAGCGAUAUUAACGAUCUGAGAAUCGUGCAGACGUGCAACCAACACCGCGAGAUGCUGAACGACGCCACAUUUGAGCUGGAGGAACGGGGCGACAUGUCAGAUUUAUGUGAUGUGCCCAUGUCUCCUGGAUUAGGCCUUUCCACACCACUUAAAGUCAUCGGUGUCACAAAAAUGAACAUCAACACCCGCCGCUUCUCCCUCUGCUGACAGACACACUUUAUUCAAAGAGAAUGACUUUAUAGAGUGCACUGUAAAGAAUAUCUGUAGAUUAGUUUUCAUUAUGGGAUGUUGAUCUCUGCUCUGUCCACUUUUGAUGUUGAAAAUGCAACUCUACAGUUUAACAAAGUGACUUUUAUUGAUCUUUUAGUAGUUUGAUUUAAUAUAAUGUAUGAGAAAUAGAGAGAAAUGAGUGUGUAAAAUAACAAAAAAUGUGCUGCAGACAAUACCCAGACAAUACAUCGCUUUAAACUAUUAAAAAUGUUCAUAAAAG
Danio rerio (zebrafish) is the source of this 1397-nucleotide messenger RNA. NCBI's taxonomy places the organism in Eukaryota, Metazoa, Chordata, Actinopteri, Cypriniformes, Danionidae. The record is from RefSeq and is a predicted model, not a curated record.